UUUUAUUUCAGAUUUUUUGCAGUGCUGUGAGCCGAGGGCGCUUUUUUACAGCUAUGAGGCGGCGCAGCGAGCGAAAAAAAUCUACAUCGCCCGCACCGUUGCCGGCACGACGUAGUCGACGCUCCCGCAAAGUGUCCGAAAAUGAAAGAAAUGAGGAAGAUAGCGUCGUAGUGCAAAAAGAUGCUGAAAAUCAGGAAACGCCACAGGCCGCCGCAUCGCGCGAAGAAAUCAAUGAGGCUCAAGAUCGCGAGCGUGCCUCCAGCGAGGAGCGUGCGGCAUCGCCAUCACCAGUGCGCAAGAGCCGCAGCAGCCGCACGACGCCUAAAAAGCGCGUGGAAAGUAAAAGCAGCGAUAAAAAGGUGGAAACCAUACCGGAGGAGGGAGAAAACGGCGCCGAUUCGGAUAAAUGCGAAUCGAGCAGAAACAACGUGGAUGUGGUCAAACCCGAUAAGAGCGAGAAGAGGACUCCUCCGGCUGCAGACAGCGUAGAUGAGUCUAAGAGCGAUGCUGCACCUGUAGCGGACCCGGAGCCGAAGGAGGAAUCAGAACUUGAGGUCGAGAAGCCGCAACCAGAGCCAGGUAAUGCCAAGAAGGACGUGAAGAACGAUGACAAAUCGGAUGAUAAAAAGCCAAUUGAAGACGAUGACGCUGACGACGACGGCAGGCAGAGCAUUCACAUUCAAGAGGUAAAAGUUCCUUCUCCUUCGAUUAGCCUAACAGCAAGUAAGGAGGAGGAACAUCUAAAAACAUCCAGUGAUGUAUUAGACAUUCAAACAGAGGACGUUGAAGAAAGGGAUGAUGAGGCCGCAGCCGAGGACACCCCAAAGUCGGAGCGCAGGGAGGAGAGAAAGAGGAAGCAUAAGGAGCAGCUACCGGAGCGGAACCCCAUCAAGACGAAGGACGAGCAAAAGGAGAAUCGCAAAAAGUCAGUAGAAAAGCAGCCAGAACCAGCUCAGGACGAGGCCAAUGAUCUUCCGAAAAAUAAGCACGAGACGUCAGUCACCGCGACACCACCCACUGCGCCAGCACCCACUGUUCUGCAGAGUCAGCGCUCAGUGCGCAAGCGCAAGUGGCUGACGAACAAAAAAUCAUCAGAUCGCGCACCGCCCGUGCUGGCCAUUUCGACGGAUUCGCUGAAGAACAUCAUAUCCGAUGUGGUGCCAGUGCCGCUCAGCGAUGUCCAGCUGGACUCGUCCUCGGAGGAGGAGGGUCUUGUCACUAGCGACCAUGAAUCGGACCGUUCUGUGUCUCCCGUGGCACCAGUACUGCGCAAGGAGCGUGAAUGCGACGAGAGUGGCACGGUCACUGUCGUCACUGCCACUGACAACAGUGUUGCCGAGUCGAGUGCGACAAAGGAAACCGCCGCCGCAGGCGCUGGGCGAACCACACCGGCGCUCGCCACAGACAUUGUGCAGGUGCAUGUCGGCGGGGGGUUGAGUAAAUCAACAGUUCCGUCUGCGAAACCCAAUAUAGUCCGCUCACCGAGUCCAGCCCGCAAUCGUUCCAGUCACGUGCUCUACAUAACCAAUUUGGUGCGUCCCUUCACUGUGCUCCAGCUGAAGGGGCUGCUGGCACGGACGGGCAAGAUAGUCGAAGAUGGUUUCUGGAUAGAUCGCAUCAAGUCCAAGUGCUUUGUUGCCUAUUCCAAUGAAGACGAGGCUAUUGAAACACGCCACGCCCUGCAUGGAGUACGCUGGCCAGUCUCGAAUCCAAAGUGCUUGAAUGUGGAUUUCGGCAGUCGUACAGACAUGGAUCGUGCGAUCCAAUUGACAAAGGACGAGCCGCCACGUUAUGGCCAGGAAAAUACCAGAGAUAAUCAGCAAUCAGGCAAUGCUUGGUCUCGUUUGGAGGCGACUGAUAAAAAGCCUGCCCGCCCGGUACGGGAAUGGGAUGUGGGCAAAAAGGAGCCUAAUGACCGCGAGAAAAUCAGCAACGACAGACGUCGAGGGAGCAAGGAGCGUGCAGUGGAUUCCCGAUCGCGCGAUGUUGAGCGACCUGGUCAGGAUCGCAAGCGCUCCAAGGAAGGAGAUGGUGUCAGAGGACGCGAACGUGAUCGCAAUGAACGCAAUAACGAUCGCAAUACACACGGACGUAGCCGCUCUGGAUCACCAAUGCCCAAGACAAAAAGAAAGGAGAACGAGCCACCAAUUAGGCUAUUGGAUGAUCUGUUUCGUAAAACUAAGAUCACACCCUGCAUCUACUGGCUGCCACUUACGCCGGAAGCGAUUGCAGAGAAGGAGGCAUUCCGCCAGAAACGCAUCGAGGAGCAUAAGCUACGCAUUAAGGAACGGGAGGAGCGCCAGAAGGAGCGUGACAAGGAUCGUGACCACCGUCAACGUGACACGCGUCGCAAUCGUUCAAACGAGCGACGCCAUUCGCGGAGCCGCGAGAGGGAGCGACGACGUUACUAGGUGGCGAAGGAGGCGGCUGCUUCUUGAGAUUGAACAAAUAAACAAUGAAAUAUAUCUCAAUAAUUAUCAUCAACAUGCACUCCACCACCAAACCAAGCAACCAUCACCCACAACAACAAAAGUGAAAAAUAGCAACUAAAAACAAACAAACUUCUAUGUGGUCUCACAUUACCCGCAAAAUGUUCAAUUUCUUCGAACGUUAUCGCACGUUCCAUUAAAUAUAUUGACGUUCUUAUUAAAUAUUCAACUUGAAGUUCAAAUCGACUUCAAAUUGAAUGUUUUUGCCUACGUUUUCACAAAACUUAA
Drosophila persimilis is the source of this 2717-nucleotide messenger RNA. It is a transcript of the gene Acn, whose product is annotated as apoptotic chromatin condensation inducer in the nucleus. Gene Ontology annotation, molecular function: RNA binding. The record is from RefSeq and is a predicted model, not a curated record. Lineage: Eukaryota; Metazoa; Arthropoda; Insecta; Diptera; Drosophilidae. The transcript is spliced from 5 exons. The coding region runs from base 54 to 2411 and encodes 785 amino acids.